AUGCAGCCCAGGCUUUGGCUGGUGACCAGCACCCUGGCAGCAGUGCUGGGCACGACUCUGCUGCAGGAGUUCUGUCGGGCACCGGAUGGCAAAGACGGCCUCCCAGGAGUCCCUGGCCUCGACGGGAGGCCAGGACAGAAGGGUGAUGUGGGAGAGCCAGGGAAAUCAGCACAGAGGACUGGCAUCCAGGGACUCAAAGGAGACGCGGGUGAGCCAGGGCUUCCUGGCAUCCCAGGGAAACGGGGCUACCAGGGUCCAGAAGGCCCCCCCGGGCCCCCAGGGAUGCCGGGGCCAAAAGGGAACAAGGGGAAUCCUGGCAAUAUCCUGGAGCAGGUGCAUCCUGCCUUCUCGGCCUCGCGAAGCUCCGCACAGACCAUAGGCAAGACAGUGGUGUUCGACAACAUCAUCACCAACCACGAGAACUCCUACAAUUCUAAGACUGGGGAGUUCACCUGCCGCGUCCCCGGGCUCUACUACUUUGCCUACCAGGUGGUCUCCACCGGCGACCUCUGCCUGAGCAUCACCAAGAACAGCGAGCGCGUGGUCAGCUUCUGCGAUUACAACAGCCGCAACCUCUUGCAGGUGAACUCAGGCAGCACCGUGCUCAGCCUGUCCAUGGGUGACCGGGUCUUUGUGAGCACUGACUCUGCCAACGGCAGAACGAUUUACAGCGGCUCCGAAGUCUUCAGUGGCUUCAUGCUCUUCCCUCAGAUGGGCUGA
Messenger RNA from Apaloderma vittatum (bar-tailed trogon), 720 nucleotides. It is a transcript of the gene C1QA, whose product is annotated as complement component 1, q subcomponent, A chain. The record is from RefSeq and is a predicted model, not a curated record. NCBI's taxonomy places the organism in Eukaryota, Metazoa, Chordata, Aves, Trogoniformes, Trogonidae. Gene Ontology annotation, molecular function: protein binding.